UUAUUCGCCAUUUCCAUUACCUCUCAUUUCUCUUGGCAAUGGUACGUUUUCCCGUUUCACAGAGUGCACGUAUAACAGAGGAGGGAGGAUCGAGGUUAUAAUUAUAGAAAUGAGACAUACACAGUACCUGCCUGUACACAUGAACAACGAAUAGCAACUUGUGUUAAGGUGUUCACUUCAACACUCCAUAGAAAGAUCUUCCAAAAUGAGACUAAAAGUCGGAUUUAUCUUCCGUUGUUUACUUCUCAUUGUUACGUUUUUUGUAUUAGUCGUGUUGUGGUCUUCAUUAACCAAACCGAUCGCCGAGAAUCAUUCUGGAGCGCGGGAUGAUGGAUUGCUGCCCAAAGGAGACAGAGCAAACCAAUUUCAGCCUGUUGUACCCUGGCCACAUGUGGAAGGGAUUGAAGUAGACCUGAACUCAUUCGGACUGAAGUAUGGAGAGGUCAACCAAGUGCAAAAUCCCAACCAGCAGGCUGAUCAGAAGAAGGUUAUCCAGCAACAGUUUGCAACAUUCAGACCCAACUUACACAAUUACGAUGCUCCCAUCCUCAAGAGAGGUGUUCUUGGAAACUUUGAACCCAAAGACCCUGAGCCUGCAGGGGUCCCAGCUGGCCCAGGAGAAGGAGCCAAGCCAUUUGUUCUGGGCCCAGAAUACAAAGAAACCAUCCAAGCAUCCAUCAAAGAGUUUGGCUUUAACAUGGUUGCGAGUGACAUGAUAUCGCUAGACAGAACCAUUAGUGACAUACGCCAUGAAGAGUGCAUGUACUGGCAUUAUGAUGACAGACUGCUGACUUCCAGUGUGGUGAUAGUCUUUCAUAAUGAAGGCUGGUCUACCUUAAUGAGAACCAUCCACAGCGUUAUCAAGAGGACUCCCAGGAAGUACUUGGCUGAGAUUGUCAUGAUAGAUGACUUUAGCAACAAAGUCCAUUUGAAGGAACGUUUGGAGAUGUACAUCAAGCAGUGGAAUGGUCUUGUGAAACUCUACAGGAAUGAGAAGAGAGAGGGUCUCAUCCAGGCACGAAGUAUUGGAGCUAAGAAGGCCACAAAGGGACAGGUGCUAAUAUACUUGGAUGCUCACUGUGAGGUUGGGGUCAACUGGUAUGCUCCGUUGGUGGCUCCGAUUUCAAAAGACAGAACGGUGUGCACUGUUCCUUUAAUCGACGCGAUCCACGGCGAAAUGUUCACCAUUGAGCCCCAGGGUGGAGGAGAUGAAGACGGCUUUGCUCGAGGAGCCUGGGAUUGGAGCAUGCUGUGGAAGAGAGUUCCUCUGAACGCCAGAGAAAAAAAACUCAGAAAAACUCGUACUGAGCCAUAUAGGUCUCCAGCCAUGGCAGGGGGUCUCUUUGCUAUAGAGCGUGACUACUUCUUUGAACUGGGCCUAUAUGAUCCUGGAUUACAGAUAUGGGGAGGAGAAAAUUUUGAAAUAUCAUACAAGAUAUGGCAGUGUGGUGGCCAACUGCUCUUUGUCCCAUGCUCUCGUGUUGGCCAUAUAUACAGACUUCAGGGAUGGCAAGGCAAUCCUCCCCCUGCACAUGUUGGUUCCUCACCUACACUGAAGAAUUAUGUUCGUGUGGUGGAGGUAUGGUGGGAUGAAUACAAGGACUACUUCUAUGCCAGUCGUCCUGAAACCCUCACCCUUGCCUAUGGAGACAUCAGCGAACUGAAACACUUCAGGCAAGAACAUCGGUGCAGGAGCUUCAAAUGGUUCAUGGAAGAAAUUGCAUAUGACAUUCCUUUACACUAUCCCCUGCCUCCAAAAAAUGUUGAAUGGGGAGAGAUUCGGGGCUUUGAGACAAGUUACUGUAUUGACAGUAUGGGACACACAAAUGGAGGGAAUGUGGAAACUGGACCAUGUCACAGAAUGGGUGGAAAUCAGUUGUUUCGUAUCAAUGAGGCCAACCAGCUGAUGCAGUAUGAUCAAUGUCUGACCAGAGGAAGUGAUAAUUCAUCUGUCAUCAUCACACAUUGCGACCAGAACCAGUACAGUGAAUGGAGAUAUUUCAAGGAUCUCCAUCGCUUCACCCAUGUACCAACAGGCAAAUGUUUAGAUCGCUCAGACCUCCUCCACAAAGUGUUUGUAUCCGAUUGUGACACCAGUAAAAGUACUCAAAAGUGGGAGAUGAACAACAUCAUGGCUGUAUAACGACUGCUGAACUUGUAUACAAAGAAAGUCAUUUGGAUUAUGGUGAAGCAAAUGGAUCACCAAUUAUAAUAUGCAGUCAUGCAUGCCAUAAAUAACUGGGUUAAUGGUGGGUCCUUUUUGAUCAGCGCUAUUCACUUGCCAGGGUAUGGCAACCAUCUUACCCACUCAAGACAUGAAUCAAUGGGGGAAGGGGAGGGGGUGUUGAGUUGAUGACGUACAUUCCAGAAACACAAUAUUAUGUGUUCCACUGUGCAACAUGGCCUAUGGUUGGGGUCCAGUUCUUUAUGAUACCAUGCUUCUCACAGGAAAGAUUUAAAAAAUUUAAAAAUGUAUAUAUCCAUCACGGCGGUGGGUUUGGUGGAUGGGAUUUUAAUGCCGAGUCACUGAUAGUGCUAUUCUGUUUUAUGCACCCUCCAUUUUAAUAAUCCUGAAUGAGUGCUAUUUAGUCAAAAGAAAAGUAAGAGGUGUAAUUAAAGUUUCCCUUCAGAUUCAUUAUGAAGCAGGAUCCCCACAUACUGACAAUCAGGUCAAGUUUUACCCCUUCCCCUGCCUUUGUGACCAAAGUCAGCCAUGGUCUGAAUUUCUCUGAAACAUUAUCCUAAACAACUAUCUCGCGGUGGCGGUUGUGUCAAUCGUGUGUUGUGUUUUCCUUGAUGAUCUGCAGGAAAAAUAGUUUUGACUGAGUUCUAUAUUUUGAAGGUCCUAUAUUUUGGUCAUUAAGACCUCCAUGGGAAGACUCUGUAACAUGGACUGGAUUAGAAAUGUCAAUUUUAUUUAAAAAGAAAAAAAAAACUUGGUUUUAUCAUACAAGUGUCCAGAAAAGACCACUCUGACAGCUAAUUCUGUGUGACACAGUUUUGUAUCCGCUUUGUCCAUAUUUGUCCUUCCUCUGAUCGUUUCCUCUCUGUACAACACCCAAAGCGCACUAAUUGUGAGAGCACACGUUUGUUGACACCGCUGGCUUGGGUGCAGAGAGGUAGCCUGAGAUCUUUGCUAGUGACGUAUAUAAACUCGAGAAAUUCCAAAGACUGGGUUUCAGCCCUCUCAGCAGAAAAAUGUCUCUAACUCGGGAAUGAUUUUAAAUCAUAUUACACAUUUGGUAAGGCACCAUGGAGCCAAUUGCUAGUUUUUGUCUGUUGCUGCACAAAUAAAGAAGCACCGUGUUGUGUUGAGAAUGGGUCUCUGAAGACCACAACAAUUAAGAUAAUACAGUUGAACCUCUACUUACGAAAACAAUCCAUUCCAGAAGUCAUUUCGUAACGUGAAACUUUCAUUAGUAGAAACGCAUUUUUCAUGUAAAUAGCCUAAACCGUUCCAAACCCCCCACUGCCACCAAAAAUAAGCAUUCAACGUGUACAUAAUGUAAAAAAUUAUACGGAAUUAUGUUAAUUUACCUUAAAAAUAAGCAUUCAAAAUGUACAUGAUAUAAAGAAUAAUAAAAAAUGAUGACUUACAUUUGGUAUUGAGUGCGUGGCGAGGAAAAAAAGGCAUCAAGGCGGAGGCGCGCACAUAAUUCCACUAAAAUUAAUAAAUUCCGCAAAACUAUGAAUUCAGAACAAACAUUAACUUUCAAUGUUUUCUGAAGUACCAAUCCAAGGAUGUUUGCCUUUGAUGGUUUUUAAUAAUCAUACAGAAAUGUGCAAGGCAAACGUCAUCCAAGUGAGUGAUCGCCUGAGCAGUUAACACAUUUUCCAGAUGAUACUUUUGAAUAAAUUCGGAAAUGUUAUGGACACUUUUUUUAUUCUGUCUGAUGGAGGAGUGGCUGCCUCCUCUUCUCUGCGGCAAACUGCCCCUUCAUUGCUGCGUUACAUCGCCUCCAGCCUCUCCAUCAAAAGAUCUUUGUGGUGCUCCUGAACCAACUCGUCAAUGUCCUCAGCCUUUCCCAGUGAAACAAUUUCCUCAACUUCAGCUUCAACCUCCACUUUGAAUCUCUCAAAUGUCCGUGUAGGAAGAGCAGCAGCACAGGCAGCCAGAGGCACGCACUUUUUUCAUAUUUUUCGAUUUCCUGUUUUGUUGUGAUGGACAAAACAACUCUCCUCUUCUCACUGGCACUGCCUUCAAUUUCUUGGGGCCCAUGGUGAAAAAAAGAUGAAUAAAUCCAGAUGAUGUUGUACAUCUUAAUUGUGUGUGAGCAAAAGAUUUGUUGAAGAAUAUUCAGGAAGUGCUUCAGGGGUAAAGAUUGACACACCCACCCAACCUCACCCAAAAAAAGAUUGACGUCACCAGGAUGAUGUGACGUGCUAGCCAAUAGGGGAAGCAGCUCUGUCACACCACACAAUUCAAGACAUAGGAAGUGCAUCUCUCCUAGCCAAUGUGAUGCCAGGAAGGGGCUACGGCGCUGGCAAUGGGAGAGCAGCUUUCACGCCGCUUUCAAACCAAGAUACAGUACAGGAUGUUGAUGUUCGGUGGAAUCCAGGCCCUUUCGGAUCCUAAAUUUCUUUUUUAACUAGAGAAACAUUUUUCGGGAGGUUUUUCAUACCCUGAAUCUUUUGUAAGUAGAGACGUUCAUAAGUAGAGGUACCACUGUACAGACAAUAUAAAAUACAGAAUUAGUCUUUGUCAAUGGUUAUUAGCUAUGGAAACAAUAUGAUCAUUGUUUCUUCACCCUUUAUUCAACAAGGGCAUAAAUUUCAGAUUUGAUAAAAAGACCUCAUGGAACCGCAUCAAAACAAAAUCUCAAAAGAACAUACACAAGUUUAUAUACCUUGUGGGAAAAAAAACUAAAUGUACAAUUGCAUUUUUUUUUUUCUGAAAUUUCAUGUACAUGACUGGAACAUGAUCCAACCCCAAUUUCAAUACCGUUAUGUUAAACAAUAAAAACAAUUAAAUUGUUGGAUUAAUUGGAUAUAAAGUUGUUUCACAUUUCCUCUUUGUUUUUAAUGCUCUUUUGUCAUGAUGUGCUUGAACAAUGAUUCAAUGAAGAGGCCCACUGGGUGCCAUGGAAACACCAGUGAUGCAUCAGACAACAAAGACUGACGAUCCUGAGUGGAUGGUGAAGACAUCACAAAGACUGACUUUGGCAUUUUUUUGUCAUGGUUGCUUGAUUGACUCAUGCUUUGUUGUCCUGUUUGCUUUGUUACAUUGCGGACCGCCCUAAGGAAAUAAAAAAAAUAGGAUUUGUGGAGGUGUGGGCAGGAUGGGCUGGAGAUGGUGAGAGACAUGCCGUGUUCUUGCGAGCAAGAGUUCCUCUUGUCUUCCUUCCUUGUGAAAUCGUACUUUAAAUUUCCUAGGUUGAGUGAACCUGGCACACUGCUGACGUAAUCUCUGACAUAGUUUUCAACUGUCAUCGGUUACAUGAAUUUGACAACAAUGAUGUGUAAAUCAUGUUCAAUGUAUAUUUAAUUGAGUUCACUGCAAAGGUGCAAUGAUUGGGUAUAAAAUGAGCUUCCCUGAAUUGGCUGCACAAAGAAAGAUGGGGAGAGGUUCACCUCUUUGUGAACAAGUGCAUGAGAAAAUGGUCAAAAAGUUUAAGGACAAUGUUCCUGCAUGUACACUUGUAAGGAAUUUGGGAAUUUCAUCAUCUCAAGUCCAUCAUAUCAAAAGGUUCAGAGAAUCUGAAAAAAAAUCCAUCCAUGUAAGUAGCAAAGCUGAAUAGCAAUUUGCAACUUUGAAUGUCCGUGAUGUUUGACCCCGGCAUUAUCAAGCUCCUUAGUGCCACACCAGCAUGCCACAAAGCAUGCUAGGAGCAUGUCAAUAGCUUUAAAACUGCAUGCUUUGUCAAUUGUUUCGUGAGUCAUUCUUUUGUUUUGUUUGCAAGUUAUGCUAUUCUGUUUGCUGUGGUGUGAUAGAUUUUGUUUCAAUUACCCCGUGAGUGUGUACAACAUCAAUAAUGACCUGACUGUGUAGGGCAAUGUAAGCUUCUGCUUACAGAUGUGAAAUGCAAUUGUUAGGGAUCAUAAGCGCCAUCGUGUGAUGGGUUACAUCCACACCAAAACACGUGCUGACGUGUACUUUCUGUGUAGCCAGUGUGUAUUAAUACUGCACCGAUUAUUCACGGAAUUUUGUUAACCGCAAGGGUGUAAGGAACGGAACCUCUGAAUAAUGGGAGAACACUGUAUUUUUGUGAGUCAUUUUGUUGUUUGUGUGAAUUGGGAAUAACAAAAAUCAGUCAUCUAAUUUCCAUUCCCUAUAUAAUUGCCAAGUGUAAACGACGUGAGAUGAGGUGUCAAUCAUUUUUGCAGGGUGUCAAGCAUAUUACUAUUAUCGGAGAACAAGUUGUAUGUAUCAUUGUGAAAAUCCAUAAUGGGUUAACACAUCCGUGGGAAGCGUCCCAUUUUUGGGACAUCAUGAUUUUCACGCAUUAUAUCCUUCAGUAUAUCAAAAUAUUUUAGUGUUUUAUUCUGAUUCUGGUUUUUGGGACGAUCGACUAAGAAAACCCAAGUACCCUCUCGCGGGCAGCGUCCCACUUUUGGGAUGAGAUUAUAAAUGAGUAAAGUUAUAUAACUUAACCAUAAAUGAAAAAGAAGUGUUAUUUCCCUGAUUGUGGCCUGUUAGGAGACUUUUAUCUCAAUAAGGCAAAAAAUUGCCACCCUGCCCAAGAAUGGGUUAAAAAUAGUAUUUGACUAUACUGAAAGUAUACAUGUAUGAAUGUUGGGAACUUAUUCAAUGAAAAAUAUCUUUGAAAAUAAUAAAUGACCAAAAAUGUGGGUUAUUCCGUCAGGAAGGGCAUCCGGCGUAAAAAUUGUGCCAAACAUAUAUAUGCGUUCAUCUGAGAUGAUACGCUGUGGCGACCCCGAAAAGGACAAGCCGAAAGGAAAACAACAACAUUCUGUAAGGGUAAUUAUGUAUGCUGUAAAUGGGACAGUUUCUGAAAAUUAUUUAAAAUUUUUUUCUUCAAUCGCUCUUAAUGGCAUUUCAAAUGUCGGGAAAUGGGAUUGAUAAAUUAAUAAAAUGAUG
Molecule: messenger RNA, 7039 nt
Organism: Syngnathoides biaculeatus (alligator pipefish)
Lineage: Eukaryota; Metazoa; Chordata; Actinopteri; Syngnathiformes; Syngnathidae
Gene: galnt7
Product: UDP-N-acetyl-alpha-D-galactosamine: polypeptide N-acetylgalactosaminyltransferase 7
Exons: 15
Coding region: 206-2143 (645 amino acids)
Cellular component (GO): Golgi apparatus
Source: RefSeq, a predicted model, not a curated record